Molecule: messenger RNA, 10176 nt
Organism: Gekko japonicus
Lineage: Eukaryota; Metazoa; Chordata; Lepidosauria; Squamata; Gekkonidae
Gene: DMXL1
Product: Dmx like 1
Exons: 44
Coding region: 113-9190 (3025 amino acids)
Biological process (GO): vacuolar acidification
Cellular component (GO): RAVE complex
Molecular function (GO): protein binding
Source: RefSeq, a predicted model, not a curated record
GCCGCCUCCUCCUCCUGCGGGACUAACAGCGGCCGCGCGGCUGCCUCAGUUUCGCCCUGUCCGCGGUGGCGUUGGCUGGCCUGUGCCCGAGCAGGCAGGCGAGAGCCCCGCCAUGAACCUGCACCAGGUGCUGACGGGGGCCGUCAACCCCGGGGACAACUGCUUCUCCGUGGGAAGCGUCGGAGGGCAUCCCUUCACGGCAUAUGCAUCAGGCUGUGAUAUUGUGAUAUUGGGGACUGACUUUGAAAGAUUACAAAUAAUUCCUGGAGCAAAACAUGGCAACACACAAGUGGGAUGUGUGGAUUGUUCGAUGCAGCAAGGGAAGAUUGCAGCCUCCUAUGGAAAUGUGAUUUGUAUUUUUGAGCCAGUUCAGUGUCUGAAAGAGAAGCGUAAUUUUCAUACUGGGCUGCAUUAUCAGUGGCAGAAAUCAGGUCAAAUUUCUCUGGAGCAUACGGUGCAUAACUUAACAUGGGACCCUACAGGCUCUCGUCUGCUGACUGGUUCCAGCUGUCUGCAGCUUUGGUCCAAUAUCAAUUUUGAAAACCUAGCAGAAGAUGAAAACCAUGAAAAAACAGAUGUUCAGGACUGGAGAAUUAUUUGGCAGUGCAAAACUGCUUCGCAAGUUCAUCUAAUGAAAUUUUCACCAGAUGGAGAAUUUUUUGCUACUGCUGGGAAGGAUGAUUGUCUUGUGAAGGUGUGGUAUAAUACUGAUAGCUGGAAAUCAGCAGUUGCUCCUCAAGUUCCAACGCCAGAACCUAUCACACAGGAAGUAGAUUUCUCAUUUAUUUAUUUGGUUCACCCUCGGUCUGUUAAUGGAUUUUCAUGGAGAAAGACGAGUAAAUACAUGCCACGUGGUGCUGUUUGCAAUGUACUGCUGACAUGCUGCAAGGAUAAUAUAUGUCGUCUGUGGGCAGAAACUUUGUUGCCUAAUGAUAGUCUGCUGUACGGGGAUGGAUGCAGCCAUUGGCCUGAGCCAGUGAAAUUAACUAAUAACUUUAAGAGAAAUGCUUCUAGUAAGGAAAGUAUGAAGAGUGCUUUAGAGUUAAAUCUAAAGCCCUUUCGACGAGGCAGAAGAAGGUCUAUAGCACUUGCACAUACUGGGUACUUGCCACAUCAGCAGGAUCCUCAUGAAGUUCAUCGAAACACUCCACUGCAAUCAAAUGCACUUUGCCACUUUCAUAUUGCUGCCAGCAUCAAUCCAGCCACAGACAUUCCCUUGCUCCCUUCUAUCAUGUCUCUGAGUCUUAAUGAAAAUGAAGAAAAAAGUGGACCUUUUGUAGUGCAUUGGCUAAAUAAUAAAGAAUUGCAUUUUACUUUAUCAAUGGAGGUCUUUUUACAACAUCUUAAAAAGAAUUUUGAGCAUAUUUCUUCAGAGGCCAGCACAGAAGAAUCUAAUCAAAUAGAUAUAAAAUUGGAUGAAGAAAUGGAUGAAAAUAGAGAUGAUUACAAAGGAAAUCAAGAACAAUUAGAAUCUGGUGGUGAAAAACUUGUUUCAAAUUCAAGCUAUGUUCCUUUGCCUUCUGCUGUUAUUGAUCAUGAAACUGAAGUACAGCUAUCUGAAUGGAAUAAAAAUGCAGACAUGUUAUUUAGUAUUCAUCCUAUGGAUGGGUCAUUGCUGGUAUGGCAUGUAGAUUGGCUAGAUGAAUACCAGCCAGGCAUGUUUCGUCAAGUACAGGUGUCAUUUGUUUCAAGGAUCCCUGUAGCCUUUCCCACUGGAGAUGCAAAUUCACUUUGCAGAAGUAUAGUGAUGUAUGCUUGUACCAAGAACGUUGAUCUAGCUAUUCAACAAGGCAAACAAAAAUUAUCUGGCUUUGGCCAUUCCUUUUGCUCCAUGUUAAUCUCUUCAGGGCACAGCAAAUCAUCGAACAGUUUAAAAUUAAGCAUCUUCACCCCAAAUGUUAUGAUGAUUUCUAAACAUGCAGAUGGAUCUCUCAAUCAAUGGCUAGUCAGUUUUGCAGAGGAAUCUGCUUUUUCAACCAUACUCAGUAUUUCCCACAAAUCAAGAUACUGUGGUCAUCGUUUCCAUCUUAAUGACCUGGCUUGUCAUUCAGUACUGCCACUGUUACUUACAACCUCCCAUCAUAAUGCGGUAAGGACACCAGUUGUUGAUAGCACGCAAGAGGCACGUGAUGACUCACCUUCAAGAUCUCAGAAUAAAAGCUCUGCAGGCAUGUUGUCACAGGAUUCCACUACUGUCUACAGUGAACUUAUCCUUUGGAGAGUUGAUCCUGUUGGGCCACUGUCUUUUUCUGGUGGAGUUUCUGAACUUGCACGAAUCAAUUCCCUUCAUGUAUCUGCUUUUUCAAACGUGGCAUGGCUGCCUACCCUUAUACCCAGUUACUGUCUUGGCACAUAUUGCAAUUCCCCAAGUGCUUGUUUUGUUGCAAAUGAUGGACAGUAUUUGAGACUGUAUCAAGCUAUCAUAGAUGCGAAAAAGCUUCUGUGUGAACUGUCAAAUCCAGGAAUUUCUAAAUAUGUUGGUGAAGUAUUUAAUAUCAUAAGUCAACAGUCCACAGCCAGACCAGGAUGCAUUGUAGAGCUGGAUGCUAUUACAGAACUGCAUGGUGGGAAAAUGCAGUUACUUCAUGUUUUUCAAGAAGAUUUCAUUUUGAAUCACCAUGAGACUAAACUGUCAGAAAAAAACACCAUGUUAUCAGACUCUGGAUAUCAGAAAAAUGGAUUUUCUGAAAAAUUCUAUUUAGUUGUCAUUGAAUACACACAGAACAGCUCAGUGUUACGCAUGUGGAAACUACAUUUGAAGUCUGUACCAGCCUCAGUGGAUGAACAAAUAAAUUCAAAAACAUCUAAAACAACAUCACACCAAGAAGACCUCUAUUGUUCUCCAGAUCAAGAGAAGCUCCAGUGUUCUCUCACACAAAAAUAUGAAACUUGCCGAGAGAAACUUCAAAGUACCAGCCAGCUUGCUCUUUUUUCAGAGCUGGUUUAUAGUCAAGAACUGAAUUUGCCACAAGGAGUAGAGAUAAUAAGUAUAAAGCCAUCUGCAGGUCAUUUGAGUUCUUCCUCCAUAUAUCCAGUCUGUCAAACUCCUUAUCUUCUUGCAACUUUAUGCUCGGAUGAUAAGGUUAGAUUUUGGAGGUGCAGAGUGACGUUGGAAUCAGGUAUUGUUUCUGAACCAGGGAGAAAUUCAAAUAUUGGUACGUAUGUAUGGGAAGAAUGGCCACUACUAAUUGAAGAUGGAUUUCUUAGUAGCAGUUCCCUUAAUGUGCCAGGGAAACCUCUUGAAAUUAGUUGUGCACAUACAAAUCGAUUAGCUGUGGCAUACAAGCGAAAAAUGCCCCAAAAUGGUGGUUCUUCUCAAGACUCUUCAGUGAAUGUUGGCAUUUUUGAAUGUGAAUCUACUGGAGGAUCUUGUUGGAUCUUGGAACAAACUCUUCACUUGGAUGAAUUAAACCCAACAUUGGACUCUUUGGGUAUUGAUAGUAAUUCAGUGGCAGAUGGAAAGGAGAAUGUAAUACCCAGCACAAAACAUUUAGUUCACUUAGACUGGAUGUCUAGAGAAGAUGGCUCACAUAUCCUAACAGUAAGUAUUGGGCCAAAGCUUUAUAUGUUUGGUCAUCUGGCUGGGAUAUUGCAGGAACAAACUGGUAAAGAAAUAUUUGUCUUGCCACUGUGGGAGAAUGCUAAGACUUCAGGCCCUUCUAGAUUUGUACUGCUGCGAUGUGUGGAUUUAGUAUCAUCUGUAGAAGGCUCACCUCCUUUACCUGUUUCUUUGUCUUGGGUUCGUGAUGGCAUCCUUGUAGUUGGAAUGGAUUGUGAAAUGCAUGUUUAUUCUCAGUGGCAGCCUCUUUCAAAACAAGAGCCUGUUUCCAUAGACUCCUACAGUGGGAGUACACCAUCCAUAAUAAGUUUAAUGAAACAAAACCAGUCAUCUGGUCUCCACCCACCAAAGCGAACAUUAACCAGAUCAAUGACAAGUCUUGCUCAGAAACUUAGUGGAAAGAAAACUGCAUUUGAUAUGUCAUUAGAGUUGGAGGAUUCUGGACUGUUUGAAGCAGCUCACGCAUUGUGUCCCACUUUACCUCAGUACCACCCUCUUCAGCUCCUGGAACUCAUGGAUCUAGGAAAAGUACGUAGAGCAAAGGCAAUUCUGUCUCAUCUUGUUAAAUGCAUUGCUGGAGAAGUUAUUGUCGUAAAUGAAUCUGAACCCAGCCAUGAAAGGCGGCACCACUCUCUCUCAAUUUGCGCCAGUGGGAGCACCACACGGGACCCGAAGACAUUCAGCCAACGCCUUAGUGAAGUUUCAGACUAUACAGAAAUAGACUCUGUUCCACCACUUCCUUUAUAUGCAUUGCUUGCUGCAGAUGAGGAAGGUUCGUAUGCUUGUACAGAGAAGUUGAACAACCCAAGGAACAUUAACAAACAAAAUGUGCCAGAUGAAAACUAUGAAGAUCUUUUUCAGAAUUCUAGUCUUCAUACAGAUGACCUCACUUUGUGUGACAUAGAUGAAGAAGACAAAAAGCCAAGUGUUAUCGAUCUUUCUCAGUAUAAUCCAACUUACUUUGGACCAGAGCAUGCCCAAGUUCUUUCUCGUCACUUGCUUCAUUCUAGUUUACCAGGCAUGACCAGGAUAGAGCAGAUGUCAUUAAUGGCCUUAGCUGAUACAAUUGCCACUACCAGUACUGAUAUAGGAGAAAGCAGAGACAAAAACCAAGGAGGAGAAACACUUGAUGAAUGUGGCUUAAAAUUUCUUUUGGCUGUCCGUCUUCACACCUUUUUGACAACCUCUCUGCCACCUGCUCACAGAGCCCAACUACUUCAUCAAGGUUUGUCUUCUAGUCAUUUUGCCUGGGCAUUUCAUUCAGUAGCAGAAGAAGAACUGUUAACCAUGCUACCAGCAAUGCAGAAACGUGAUCCCACAUGGUCGGAACUCAGAGCAAUGGGAGUAGGAUGGUGGCUUCGAAAUACUCAUAGUUUGCGCAGGUGCAUUGAGAAGGUUGCUAAAGCAGCCUUUCAGAGAAAUAAUGAUCCACUAGAUGCAGCCAUUUUUUACCUUGCUAUGAAAAAGAAGACUGUGAUUUGGGGGUUAUACAGAUCCUUAAGAGAUACUAAGAUGACACAGUUCUUUGGACACAAUUUUACUGAAGACAGGUGGCGCAAAGCAGCACUGAAGAACGCUUUUGCUCUUUUAGGAAAACAACGUUUUGAACAUUCUGCAGCAUUUUUCUUGCUGGCUGGUCACCUAAAAGAUGCAGUCGAGGUCUGUCUAGAGAAGCUACAUGAUAUUCAGUUGGCCCUUGUAAUAGCCAGACUUUAUGAAUCAGAGUUUGAAGUAUCUGGGACCUAUAAAUCAAUUCUCCAGAAAAGAAUUCUGGGAGGCCGGCAUCAUAGCAAGGAAAGUCCAUUAAACAUACACAAUGAUCCUUUUCUUCGAAGUAUGGCUUAUUGGAUUUUGGAAGAUUAUAGCCAUGCUCUUGAUACUCUUAUAAGUCAACCCAUUUUGAAUGAGGGAGAUGAAGGAAACAUCUCAAAUUGUCACCCUUCAGUAUUUAAUUUUUAUAAUUAUCUAAGGACACAUCCUCUGUUGUUGAGACGUCAUUUUGGUUCUUCUGAUUUAUCUUCUACAAGGAUUUGUGUAACUGGAGAAAAUGGACUAGCAGAUGAAAUCAAUUUAGAUGAAAGAAGAUUGUUCUUCACUGCAGCAUAUGCUCACUUAAAGACUGGUUGCCCCAUGUUGGCUUUAGAAGUGUUAUCAAAGAUGCCCAAAGUAGUCAAAAAGUCCAGGACUUUAGGGAAAACACCUAGUUUAAUAGACACUAGCAAAGGCAGUUCAUCUGAUUCUCCAGUGCCCAUGGACUCAAUGGAUGACCAGUCUCCCAGCAUUGAUUGGUCACAACCAGUAGUAAAUGGUUUAGGAUCAUCUUCAGACUUCUCAGACAAACAUUCAAACUCUGCACUUUCUUUUGAUUGGAGUCAGCCAAGUAUGGUCUUUCCAGAUGAAUCUUUGGAGGUAAAGUGGGAUAGUGAUAAAGAUGAGGAAAGUGAAGAUUCUUGUCUUGAAAUGAAACCUUUGCAGAAAACAGUGCAUGAGAAACCAAACAAAGUUAGUACUAACUAUGCAGAAACUUACAGUGAAGCUGUUGAUGAUGAUGCUUUAAGUUUAUCACAAGACAUCAUUUCAGCACAGCUGAAAUUUAGGGCAUGCCUGAAGAUUCUCACCAUGGAACUCCGUACAUUAUCCACUGGCUAUGAGGUAGAUGGUGGAAAAUUAAGAUACCAGCUUUAUCAUUGGCUUGAAAGAGAAGUGGUAGCUCUUCAAAAAACUUGUGACUAUAGUGUAGAAGCAGAAGACAUUCAGUCAGGUAUUAGCCCAGUAGUUGAUGAAGCUUCAUUAAGUGGAAUAGCUGAAGAACCAUCAGACAAACAGCUGAAAGUACAGCAGAAAGAAAAUUCUCAGAGAAGACAGUGGCUUAUGAAAUACCAGUCACUUUUGAGAAUGUUUCUAAGUUACUGCAUCCUCCACGGAUCGCAUGGUGGAGGUUUGGCAUCUGUAAGGAUGGAACUGAUUUUGCUUCUCCAGGAAUCCCAGCAGGAACAGACAGAGCAGUUGCCUAUUAAUAACAUAUCAGAAGAGAGUUCAGUACCACUUUUGUUUGCCUGUACUGCAAGUGCCAAAACUGUGGUGGCCAAUCCAUUAUUACAUCUUUGUAACCUGACACAUGACAUACUACAUGCAAUCAUAGACCUUGAUUCUCCACCCCAUCCAGAUGUACAGAACAACAAGAUACAUGUAAUGCAUACAUUAGCAGCAUCUCUGUCGGCGUGCAUAUACCAGUCUCUUUGUGGAAAUCACAAUUAUAGUUCAUUACAAGCAAAUCAGUUCACUGGAACAGUUUACCAGACGCUGCUGCUUUCUCAUCGACGUUCUUUAAGAACUGCAAGCUUAGAUGAAACAGUAACUCCCAAUACUGCACCUGCUCAAUGGCCAGGAAUAACAGCUUUAAUACAGUUAUUGAAUUGUGCUGGGGAAGAAGCCCAGCCUGGGAUCACAAUUUUGCUAUGUGAAAUUCUGACCGCAGUCUAUCUUAGUCUCUUCAUCCAUGGUUUAGCUACACAUUCCACCAAUGAAUUGUAUAGAAUCGUGGCCCAUCCUCUGAAUGACAAAAUGUGGUUUGCUGUCUUUGGUGGAGGAGCAAAGAUCCCUAAAAGAGGACAAAUUCAACAAACAGCAAAGACGGCUUGUCCUCCUGUAGAUGAUGGCGAGAAACAGCAUAAACGGUUUAGACUGUCAUCAAAAUCAUCUCCAAAAGAGAGUUUGCAUCCUACUUCUUUACCUUUGGUAGAGCAAGACUCUUCAAAUUACAGAGAGAAGUUUAUCCCCCCUGAACUUAGUAUCUGGGACUAUUUCAUAGCAAAGCCAUUUUUCCCUUCAUCACAAAUGAAAGUUGAAUAUGACUCUGAGGAAAGUCCAGAAAGCAGUGAUGAUGAAGAUAGUGAUGAUGAACACUUGAAGCUUCAAGAACACUCUAAUUCAAAUUCAUAUAGUUGGUCACUGAUGAGACUGGCUAUGGUUCAGCUGGUUCUUCAAAAUUUGAAGGUUUUCUAUCCUUUGGCUGGGCAUGAUCUUUCAGAUCUUCCGGUUAGCUCUCCAUUGUGUCACGCAGUUUUAAAGGUACUUCAGCGCUGGGAGCAAGUUCUUCUCAGACGACUUGAAAUGCAUGGUGGCCCACCAGAAAAUUUCAUUUCUGUUCAUACUUCAGAAGAUGCAUCCUCUUCAGGUCCUGCACUACUCCGCCACAAAGCACUGCUAGAACCUACAAACACCCCUUUCAAGUCUACAAAUCAUAGUGCUCUCUCUGUGAAGAGGCUUUGGCAAUAUCUCAUUAAACAAGAAAUGGUCCAGGAAACCUUCAUCAGAAACAUAUUUACAAAGAAAAGACAGUUAAAUGAGUCAUUAGAAGAGCAAAAUGAACCUAUCAAAAGUCCCCCAGUUGAAGAACAUGGAAAUAAGAUUGAGUACGAUUUGGGAUAUCCAGGAAGUAAAGCAAGAAUCAUCCAUAAAGAAUCUGACAUUAUUACUGCUUUUGCUGUCAAUAAGGCCAACAGAAACUGUAUUGCUAUAGCUUCCAGUCAUGAUAUUCAAGAGCUAGAUGUUUCUGGAAUUCUAGCUACACAGAUAUACACUUGGCUUGAUGAUGACUUAGAAGCAGAAGCUAAAGGAUCUGAUGACUUCUUAGUUAUACAUGCUCGUGAUGACCUGGCUAAUAUUCAGGGAACAACGCCAUAUACUCACAGCAACCCUGGCACUCCAAUCAAUAUGCCUUGGCUCGGUAGUACCCAGACUGGAAGAGGGGCUGCUGUGAUGAUCAAGAAGGCAAUCAGUAAUGUCCGAAGAAUGGCUUCCCACCCAACACUGCCUUACUACUUGACAGGUGCUCAGGAUGGUAGUGUGAGAAUGUUUGAAUGGGGCCAUUCUCAGCAAAUUACAUGUUUCCGGUCUGGUGGCAACUCUAGGAUUACGCGGAUGAGAUUCAAUUAUCAGGGCAAUAAGUUUGGGAUUGUUGAUGCUGAUGGAUAUAUAAGUCUGUAUCAGACAAACUGGAAAAGUUCCUUACAUACAGGAAGCACACCCAAACCAUAUUUGACUUGGCAAUGCCAUAACAAAACAGCCAAUGAUUUUGUUUUCAUAAGUUCUUCAUCUUUGAUAGCCACAGCUGGGCAAUCUACUGACAACAGAAAUAUUUGUCUGUGGGAUACUUUGGUUGCACCUUCUAGUAGCUUAGUGCACGCUUUUACCUGUCAUGAUACUGGAGCAACUGUCUUAGCAUAUGCCCCCAAACAUCAGCUGUUAAUAUCAGGGGGCAGAAAAGGCUAUACCUGUAUAAUUGAUCUUCGCCAAAAGCAACAACGACAGCUUUUCCAGAGUCAUGAUUCUCCAGUUAAAGCAAUUGCUGUGGAUCCAACAGAAGACUAUUUUGUCACAGGAUCUGCUGAAGGGAAUAUAAAGGUAUGGAGUCUGUCUAACGUCGGUCUUCUUCAUACUUUUAUCAACGAACAUUCUCGACAGUCUAUUUUCAGAAAUCUUGGGACAGGUGUCAUGCAGAUUGAGACAGGACCAGCAAAUCACAUAUUCUCAUGUGGAGCUGAUGGGACAGUAAAGAUGCGAAUCUUGCCUGAUCGAUUUAGCUCAUUCAGUGAAGUGUUGAAAAAUGAUGUAAAACUCAUGGUCUAAUGUGGUGUUAUCUCUGUAUUUUCCAUGGAAAAUAUUUUAAAAGCAGUUGACAGAUGUAAAGUAUGAUGAUUGUUCAGCUAGCAUCACAGUGACAUUUCCCACUGUUUAUAUUUAUUUCUUGGAGCUUUAGUCCUUGAUGCACUGAUGCCUUAAAGGUUAACAAGUUCCUUCUAGUAUUUUGCGUAAAGAAUCUUAGAAGAUUCUGUAAACAUUUAUAAUAUGCAUGUUGCUGAAGUGUUCUUAAUUUGUGAUAAUGCCUCAUCCCGUGUAGGUAGGUGGACAUGGGUCUUUUCCUUUACUUUUCUGUAAAGACACAUGGAAGUCUUAUGAUGUCAUGUCUUAGUCUGAUAAACAGAACUUUGGUUGCCAGAGUCCUGCUUCAAGUUGGCUGUGAAUAUGGUUUGCCUUAGUGUAAAACAAACUCUCACCUCUGAAGCAGAUUCCCAUGCUAUAAUGGGAGUUGCUGGUGGAGGCAUUUUGUAAGGCAUCCUUACAGUUGAGUCACCAUCACUACCUAAUUCCUGGAAUCCUAGUUUAUCAUUGUUACAGUUUGAAUUCUGUCUACAGAUCUGAGACCCGAAAAGAUAAACCUUGUUUUGGGACUUUCCAUGCUUGAAUUGCUGCCAUAAGGAUGGCAGAAUCACCCUUAAACCAAGAGAUAUACAGAAUAUAUAUAUUUUUAACUCUGAGCCCGUUUUCAAAAUAUGCAAAUAUUGUGUGAAUACUUUCCUCAUAAAACUAUAUAAGGAUGAUAUUAAAAUUUUCAUACACACAGCUUUAGUGUUAAUAGGAAGAGUUAUCAGAAUGUUUGGCAUAGGAUACCGGAUCUUUCUUUUGUAAGGUUAUGUGUGUUUAAAUGUAAGUAAGAUUAUAGGAAGCAGAUAAAUAAUACUAUUUACUCUUAACAAUGAAUUUGUUUCAUUGAGUCCAAAGAUGCUGAUUUUUCCCCAGCACAUAGUAUUUAGCUUUGUAAUUAUCUUUCUGAA